UGGGCUACUCCCCCAUGAAGAUACGCAAACUCCGUAUCAUACUCGGUACCAUCUUUGCGCUAGUCCUAAUCGCCCUACUCGCUGUGGCGUUGACGUUCAUUGUCAAAGCUGGGGAUGACAAUGAUGUUACACCAACCGAAAAAGAUAAUGGCCUACAUUUGGAUGAGGUUAUUUCGGGCGCACUAUCAGCGCAUCGUUUCAAUGGCACAUGGACAACGGGGUCGCGUAUACUUUUCAAGGAAAGCAAUAAUCCUCUUAAAUUGCAGUCAAUUGUGGAGUACGAUGUGAAUACGAAAAAGAAAAAGGUGCUGCUAUAUGAUGAGCAUCAACUAUAUUCGACGUUUGAGAAGUCUGCAGAUGGUGAACUGCUGUUGUUGGCCAAGAAUUUAUCCAAGUACUUCCGUCACAGUUUUAUAGCUCAAUAUGAGAUCUACAACAUUACAUCGGGUCAGAUACAACCGUUAAUGAUCAAUGGUGUCCAACAUGCACUCUUCUUUGCCCAAUGGGCGCCUGUUGGCAACGGUCUCAUAUUGAAUUUCGAAAGAAAUCUCUACUAUAAACCCACUGCCUAUGCGGAAGCGAUCGCCAUUACAAGCGAUGAGAAUUUAGCCAUCUUGAAUGGUAUACCUGAUUGGGUGUAUGAAGAGGAGGUGUUCAGUACGAACACAGCCACAUGGUUCAAUCCGACUGGUACACAUAUCGCCUUCAUCAAAUUCGACGACUCACCCACGCGCGCUAUGAACCUACCCGUCUACGGUGAGGCUAAUGACCUACGUUUCCAGUAUCCACUCGCCAAAUUGGUACCCUACCCGAAGGCGGGCUCCUCGAAUCCGCGUGUCAGCCUCUAUACUGCCGAUUUGGCGCGCGCGGCACAAGGUUUAGAGUUUCUCACGCAGAUUCCGGUGCCCAGCUCCUUGAAUACUGAGACCGACUAUAUCAUCUCGGCAGUGGAUUGGUUGGAUAAUGAGCGCGUGCUUUCUGUAUGGAUGAAUCGUAUACAAAACCUGGCUUAUUUGCAAGUGUUCGAUGGUGUGCGACGAACGGAGAUUUUCAACAUCGAAUCAAAGACUGGUUGGGUGAAUUAUUUUCUCCCACCCUUCAAAAAUCGUGAUGGUUCUCGCAUUGCCUUCGUACUACCACAAUUGCAGGACGAUCAGACACCUUAUCGUCACGUGUGUGUACUUCCCACUAAAUCGGCUGGCGGCACUGUUGAACCACUUACAAAAGGCAAAUACGUUGUGGAGAGCAUUCUACAUUGGGAUGCAGCUAGCGAUGUCAUCUUCUACAUAGCGAAUACAGAGCAAAACUCCGAGGUGGCGCAUGUGUAUGCAAUCAAGGCGGAGGUGGGACGUACACCACAGUGCCUCACAUGUGAGCUGCAUACAUCGGGCGGUGUGCAGCAAACAUACUACGAAGUUUCCUUCAGCCACGAUCGUCAAAUGGCGAUCAGUUCGGAGGGACCUGGCGUACCAAUGACCAUCGUGUACGAAUGGAGUUAUGAGAAUGACCGUGUUUCCCUUAAGAAAGUUUUGGAUUGGGAAUUGAAUGAUGAACUACGCACCAAAUUAAGUUCGAAAGCUGUGCCCACUCGUGAAAUCCAUACCUUCCCGAUUGCGGGUAAUUUUACUGCCAAAGUGUUGCUGCAAUUGCCACCAAAUCUCGAUCGUAGUGGCAACACAAAAUAUCCACUACUUGUAGACGUCUAUGGUGGACCCGACUCUACCUCGGUGCUCGAUCGUUGGAUGAUCGAUUGGGGCACUUACCUCUCAUCGAAUCAGUCUGUGAUUUAUGCCAAGAUCGAUGGACGUGGUUCCGGUUCGCGUGGCGAUAAGCUCUUACAUUCUAUUUAUCUUAAAUUAGGCACAUUAGAGAUCACCGAUCAAGUCGAUGUAACUAGGCAACUACAACAGAAAUUCUCCUUCAUCGAUGCCAAUCAUACUGGCAUCUGGGGUUGGAGUUAUGGCGGUUAUGCCGCCGCAAUGGCCCUUGCCAAUGACGACAGUCAAGUCUUCCGUUGUGCCGCAUCUGUGGCACCAGUCACCGAUUGCUACUAUGAUUCAAUCUACACCGAGCGCUAUAUGAGUCUGCCAAAGCUAAACGAAGAGGGUUACGCCAAUUCUCAGCUCACCACACGCGCAAAUCGUCUGCGUGGCAAAAAAUUCAUGCUGGUCCAUGGUAUGGAUGACAAUGUACAUUAUCAACAGGCUAUGGUUUUGGCGAAAAAUCUGGAGAGAUUGGAUAUUCUGUUCAAACAAAUUAGCUAUACCGAUGAGGAUCACAGCUUAGCCUCAGUACGUCCACAUUUAUAUCAUUCGUUGGAUCGUUUCUUUGGCGAUUGCUUCGGCAACAAGCGGAUGAUGUCACGCUGGAAUGGUAAAUGAUUGUACCGUUAUAAUAGCACCAGCAAUAAGAAAAGGACAAACAAACAAGUUAUUUAGCGAAGGAAAAAGGAAAAAUAAGCAGAGAAAACGAAAGGAUAAAAUAAAGGGAAAGCAAAAGUAAAAAGCUAAAGGUGAUGCAACUAAAGACAAUAUCGGUGGCAGCUAAGGAAAAAUAAAUUUCUAACAAAAAAUACGGAUAAGACAUGGAACUAACUGAGAAAGCACGCUGGUGGUGAAGAGUAAGAAAAUUUAAAAAUUGUAUUCAAUAAGAAAACUAACGAAAGCGACGAUGCGGCGAACGAAUUUUUGUACUUAAGUAAGUUAAGUAUGUAAGUGAUACGCUGAUACUUUUUACGCACAUAAAAUCUACAUACAUACAUGCAUACAUACACACGAGUGUCAGCGGAGUAAGCUUUUAUCUAUGCGCGUAUGUAUCUCCACUGAACUAAACAACCAACCAGGAAAUCUAGAGGAAGAAAAUUAGCAUACAUACAUGCAUAUAUACAAACUUUCGGCAAACAAUAAAGCUACACACAUACAUACUACUUGGGUAUGUAGUGGUUAAGUAUAACGUAGACAAAUUUUAUUAGCAUUUAAUAAAUAACAAAAAAAAAAAACAGAAAAAGAACUCAAUUCCACACACAAAUCACAAAAACCUAAGACAAACACAAAACAUGUAAAAUGCAUGUAAUUAACAAACAAAAAAAUGGACAAAGAAAUAUCAAAACUUUAAAGCAUUUACAGCAUA
Rhagoletis zephyria (snowberry fruit fly) is the source of this 3129-nucleotide messenger RNA. RefSeq names its product venom dipeptidyl peptidase 4-like. The record is from RefSeq and is a predicted model, not a curated record. Lineage: Eukaryota; Metazoa; Arthropoda; Insecta; Diptera; Tephritidae. Gene Ontology annotation, cellular component: plasma membrane. Gene Ontology annotation, molecular function: dipeptidyl-peptidase activity; serine-type peptidase activity. Gene Ontology annotation, biological process: proteolysis.